This is a messenger RNA of Entrophospora candida, 602 nucleotides long. NCBI's taxonomy places the organism in Eukaryota, Fungi, Glomeromycota, Glomeromycetes, Entrophosporales, Entrophosporaceae. The record is from the annotation of a GenBank genome assembly.
GUGAAGCAAUUAGUUUACCAGCAGAUUUACAAAAAUUGAGUGAAGUUAAAAGAUUGGUUUCAGAAAUUGAGAAAAGAGAAGAUGGAAAAUUGGAUGUAUUAGUUAAUAAUGCAGGAGCAAAUUGGGGUGAAAAAUUUGAUAAAUAUCCUGAUGAAGCCUUUGAAAAAGUAAUGAAUUUGAACCUUAAAAAAGUCUUUAGUUUAACUCAAGUUGCCAUGCCAUUAUUAGAAAAGGCUGCUACACCAGAAGAUCCCACAAGAGUAAUUAACAUAAGUUCCAUUAGUGUUCCAUAUUCAGAAACAUAUGCCUAUGAUGCAUCCAAAGUGGCACUAAACCAUUUGACCACAGUCAUGGCUGGACAUUUAUCACAACGUAAUGUGACAUUUAAUGGUGUGCUGCCAGGUCCAUUCGAGACGAAGAUGAUGAAAAAAACUUUAGAGGAUUAUGGGAAAUCAAUAGUUGCAGGUAUACCAUUGGGCAGAAUUGGUAGACCAGAAGAUCUUGCUGGUACUUGUAUCUAUUUGGCAAGUAAAGCUGGCGCAUUUACUAAUGGUGCAUUGAUAACUGUUGAUGGUGGUGAUACUUGUAAACCUAAAUUGUAA